Pelmatolapia mariae (spotted tilapia) is the source of this 3318-nucleotide messenger RNA. It is a transcript of the gene hells, whose product is annotated as helicase, lymphoid specific. Lineage: Eukaryota; Metazoa; Chordata; Actinopteri; Cichliformes; Cichlidae. Gene Ontology annotation, molecular function: chromatin binding; ATP binding; ATP-dependent chromatin remodeler activity. The coding region runs from base 278 to 2836 and encodes 852 amino acids. Gene Ontology annotation, biological process: lymphocyte proliferation; pericentric heterochromatin formation; negative regulation of gene expression via chromosomal CpG island methylation. The transcript has 23 exons. The record is from RefSeq and is a predicted model, not a curated record. Gene Ontology annotation, cellular component: pericentric heterochromatin; nucleus.
UCGGGCUGCAGAGUACUAACGUCAAACUCUUUUCGUUGAAUGUUUUUUCACGUUUUAGAGAAAGGAACAUUUUCGGACAUACUACUCCGACAUUGCACAGCUAUCAUAAAUACAAGCAGUCAGCUAGGUAGAGUGAGCUGUAUGACUGUUUGGAUAACUUGCUUGUGUUAUUGACGAAGCUCCGCUGUUUUGAGCAGAAACGAAACGCUUCGAAAAGCUUCAUAAAAAGCUGGAAGGACCCGCAUUAGCUGGACUGUCUGCAUCGCUGCCAACAACAAUGAGCUGCCUAAAAGAAGAAACUCGAAGUGUCUCCCCUCACUGUCCCAAACCUGACGAGUCUGAGGAGCCGCUGGGCACAGCCAUUGAAACUGGUGCUACUGCAGAUGAGAGUAUGAAGUCUGAGAGUAUGACAGCUGAAGUGGUGAUUACUAAGGAAAUGGAGGAAGAAGAGAAGAAGCUAAUGGAGCAAGGCGAGAGGAAAGAGAAGGAGAUGAUGAAAAAGGCCAGGGAGUCUUGGGAGAGGGACUCGCAUGACAUGCGGUUCAAGAGGCUCCAGCAUUUGCUUCAGAAGAGCAACAUCUAUUCUAAGUUUCUGCUGACAAAGAUGGAGCAACAACAGAAUGAGGAGAGACUCAGGAAGGAGAAACUUGAGAAGAAGGCCAAGAAGAUGCAAAAUGCCAAUGGUCCAGAAGCUGUCAAAGCAGAUAAGAAGAAAAGGAGAAGAGAUGAAGACUAUAAAAUAGCAGAUGUGAUGUCAAAAGAAGAAAUUAUGUCACAGGCAAAGAAAGCAAAAGUGGAAGAAGUGGAAGUGGCGCCUGCCCAGAAGAAACUAGAAGCUGAGGAUAUUGAGAAGAUGAGCGAUUCCAACCAAGAUAUAAAGAACCGCCUGUCGGAGACGGUGCGCGACAACGCUAAGCACCUCCUGCAUCCUCAUAGGAAGGUGAACGGGCAGCCAGUUCCUGUUCAGCAACCACAGCUCUUCACUGGAGGCGUCAUGAGGUGGUACCAGAUCGAAGGCAUCGAGUGGCUGAGGAUGUUGUGGGAGAACGGCAUCAACGGGAUCCUGGCUGAUGAGAUGGGCCUGGGAAAGACCAUCCAGUGCAUCGGUCACAUUGCCAUGAUGAUAGAAAAGAAAGUGUUAGGCCCCUUCUUGGUGGUGGCUCCUCUCUCCACUCUGCCCAACUGGAUCAAUGAAUUCAAACGCUUCACACCAGAGGUGUCUGUGCUGCUUUACCAUGGCUCUCAGCCAGAGAGGACCAAGCUGCUGAAACAGAUCUGCCGGCCUCAGGGGCCUCUUAGCAUGUGCCCUGUAGUCAUCACCUCCUUUGAGAUCUCCAUGAUUGACAGAAAAUUAUUACAGCGCUUCCAGUGGAAGUACCUAAUAGUGGACGAAGGCCACAGGAUCAAAAACCUUAACUGUCGGCUGGUGCGGGAGCUGAAGAUGCUGCCCACUGACAACAAGCUGCUCCUGACAGGCACACCGCUGCAGAACAACUUGGCUGAGCUCUGGUCCCUGCUUAACUUCCUCCUGCCGGAGGUCUUUGAUGACCUCAAAAGCUUUGAGUCGUGGUUCGACAUUAACACCCUUGGUGAGGCCGACAGUAUGGUGGUUGCUGAACAUGAGCAGAACAUCCUGAGUAUGCUGCACCAGAUUCUGACUCCAUUCCUGCUGAGGAGGCUAAAGUCAGAUGUGACGCUGGAGGUUCCUCCUAAAAAGGAGAUCAUUGUGUACGCUCCUCUGACAGCCAAGCAGGAGGCUUUCUACACUGCUGUAGUCAACAAGACCAUUGCCAAGAUGCUGGGCCAGGAAAAGACAGAGGCUCCUGUAGCCCUGACAUCCAGCGGCAGGCCGAAGCGUCGCAGCCGGAAGGUAGUGGACUACAAGGAAACGGAUACAGACACUCCAUAUGACCUGGAGAAAUAUCUGGAGAGGGUUCGCAAGGAGCCGGAGCCGAGCUUCCAUCCAGUGCUGGAUGUCCAAAGCCCGCUGGACGCUCAGGUCAGUCUGAAGCUGCAGAACAUCCUCAUGCUGUUAAAGAGAUGCUGUAACCACCCGUACCUGGUGGAGUACCCCCUCGACCCCGCCACAGGGGAGUUCAAGAUCGAUGAGCAGCUGGUGCAGAGCUCUGGGAAGUUUCUCAUACUGGACAGACUGCUGCCAGCACUGAAGAGAAGAGGUCAUAAGGUUCUCAUUUUCAGUCAGAUGACAUCUAUCCUGGAUAUUCUCAUGGAUUACUGCUAUCUGCGGGGCUUCCAAUACAGCCGCCUGGACGGCAGCAUGUCAUAUGCUGAGAGAGACGAAAACAUGGCCAGGUUUUCCAAAGAUUCGGAGGUGUUCAUCUUCCUGUUGAGCACCCGAGCAGGAGGACUGGGAAUCAAUCUGACAGCUGCUGACACGGUCAUCAUCUUUGACAGCGACUGGAACCCACAGGCAGACCUGCAAGCUCAGGACCGCUGUCACCGCAUAGGACAGACAAAACCAGUAGUGGUGUACCGCCUGGUCACAGCCAACACCAUCGACCAGAAGAUCCUGGAGAGGGCGUCUGCCAAGAGGAAGCUGGAGCAGAUGGUCAUCCACAAGAACAAAUUUAAAGGUGGGAAGGCAGAGCUGAACCAAAAUAAAAGCUGCAUUGAUCUGGAUGAGCUGCGGGAGCUGCUCAAAGCUCGAGGCGCUGAGAAGGAGGUUAAAGCUUCGAAAGGGAACGUCAUCAGUGACAAGGACCUGGAGAUUCUGCUCGAUCGCAGCGACUUGCUGGACAAAGAAAAGGACGGCAUGAAGAAGGCGAAAGUGGGAGUCUUCAGAGUGAUCGACGCCAAAGAGUUCACGCUGGGCUGAGAACACUGACGCUUCACUAAAACAGCAAAGCUGCAGCCAUGUGUUGCCAUCACUCACAGCCACUGAAAACCUGAAACUGCUGUUUGUACAGUUUGACUUUGUUUUUUAUGUAAGGUGCUUCCCUGUAGUCUCAUGGAGUGAGGUUUUUUUUUUUUGCUUUUGUUGUGAUGGCCCUGCUACGACUGAACUGACACCAGCGUGUUCAACUUUUAACUUCAUCAAGCAAAACCAGAUUCUCUCCAGCUGAGCCAAUAAAACUGCCACAAGCUAAUUCACGCACUUUAGUGUCACUGUGCGGAUUUUUACAGAGAAAUAUUUCACUGAAAUACUCUGCUGCUCACAAAAUAGUGACGAGGUCACUGACGACGGUUGAUUUUCUUUAAGGCUCCUUUUAAAAGCCGUUUAUCAUCAUUCCCAGAAUUGUACUUAAAACACUUUGAUGCAGCUGGAGUUGGAUAUGUUCUCAUGUCUUGAAAUAAAUA